CACUGCUCCGGCUCUUUGAGCUGAGAUUCCUGCCUCUCACAGCUGUGGAGACGAGAUGUCGGAGCCGCUGCUUUAACAAGCCGCCUUUUGACGCGGCUAACGUGGCACCAACCUCAAGAUUCAAACUCUGCUUGUGCUGGAUGGCAGCUGGCAGUCGUCUUCAAGCUCAGACACGAGGAGAAGAGAAUGAAGAGUUGAUUCUCCAGGUCGGGGACGUUUAUUUUUUCCAAAGCAUCAGUAUUUUUUUACAUUUUUUUUCCUUCUACAGCCAGAGUAGAGCGUGACUUCGCUGACCUCUGAGCUGACGAUGAACGUGCUGUCGAACACAGCUGCCAGGGCCCAGGAGCAGUCGCUGCCUCUCUGUGGCCCCGGGUCGGUGCACGACCUGCCCCACUGCCCCCCGGGGUUCGGUCUGAACUCCCGCCUGACUGCGGCACCGCUCCUCGGCUUGCAGGGCGGCGCGAGAGCCGCCAAGCCCCAGAAGGAGCUGAGUCCUGAGGAGCAGCAGGAGCUGAGGCGGAAGAUCAACUCCAGGGAGAGGAAGAGGAUGCAGGACCUGAACGUCGCCAUGGACGCCCUGAGGGAAGUCAUGGUGCCUUACGCUUCCUCCUCCUCCUCCUCCUCCUCUCCCUCUCAGUCCCACGCGCCCGGGGCCCCGCCGGGCCGCAGGCUCUCCAAAAUCUCCACCCUGGUUCUGGCCAGGAACUACAUCCUCCUCCUGGGCUCGUCUCUGCAGGAGAUGCGGCGGCUGCUGGGUGAGGUGAGCAUCGGCAUGGGGGUGAACGCUGGGCCUGUCCCCCGGCUGCUGUUUGCCGGUGGGUGGCCCCUCAUUGCGGGGCCCGGCCAGCUCCUCCUCACCCACGAGUCCCUCAUCUCCUCGACCACCUCUUCUUCGUCGUCGGCUUCUUCUUCUUCCGCCCCUUCACUGUCCUCCUCAGCUGCUAAAUGCGCCCCGCUUCCUCCAGGCCACAUGGAGGCCUCGCUGGCCCCGGUGCAGUGGAGCUCUGUGGGGGCCGCAGGUGGGGCCCCCUGCCCCUGUGGAGUCUGCAGACUGCCCAGAUUCAACCACUCCAAACCUGCUCCCAGAUUCCCAAAGUGAAGACUCGAAGCCUGCAGGGGGAUUUCUCUAUGAUUGUUGCACAUUAUGCAAGCUUUUUUAUAGGAAUUAGUAUUUUUCUAACAGUUUAACGUCUUCAUGAAAUGUUACUACACUACUCACAGUUUUGUUCUGAUUUUAUCCGAGCACAUUAUGCUGUUCUGCUUCGUAUUAUCUGUAUGUUUUAUCACAUAUUCUUGGUUUUAACAUGGCAUUAUUUUUCUUCUCCUUCACCACAGACAAGCAAGAACCUCAUUCGAUGAGUUUUUUCUUGUUUAUUGAAUGUAACACACAUUUCCAAUUAUCGACCGAACUGCAUCCAACUAUUGUAAACUAUUGAAAUUGUAACAGAAGUCGAAAAGCUUAGUCUGACCUUAAAUUGAAUCAAAUGCUGUUGUUGGCUGCAAAUUUUAGCUGCAGCUGCAGAGGAAUAGGUUUUUUACGUCUUUCUGACGAACCUGAACAUGUUCCAAUCUGUUGUGCAUUUUGGUUUCUAUCUUUAUAUUGUUUAAAGCGACAUACUCAGAAUAAAGAUUCACAAAGUCAAA
Molecule: messenger RNA, 1644 nt
Organism: Poecilia latipinna (sailfin molly)
Lineage: Eukaryota; Metazoa; Chordata; Actinopteri; Cyprinodontiformes; Poeciliidae
Gene: olig1
Product: oligodendrocyte transcription factor 1
Exons: 1
Coding region: 308-1099 (263 amino acids)
Biological process (GO): positive regulation of transcription by RNA polymerase II; axon development; sensory organ development
Cellular component (GO): nucleus
Molecular function (GO): DNA-binding transcription factor activity, RNA polymerase II-specific; protein dimerization activity; E-box binding
Source: RefSeq, a predicted model, not a curated record